Messenger RNA from Aegilops tauschii subsp. strangulata, 2152 nucleotides. The record is from RefSeq and is a predicted model, not a curated record. NCBI's taxonomy places the organism in Eukaryota, Viridiplantae, Streptophyta, Magnoliopsida, Poales, Poaceae.
AUGUCACUACCUUCUGGCAAGGCUCCGGGUCCGGACGGAUUUACGACUAGUUUUUUCAAGAGCUGCUGGGAUCUGAUUGGUCCAGAUGUCACGGCUGCACUGAAUCAGUUAUUUAAUCUUAGGGGUAAGAGAUGGAAUCUCCUCAACUCUGCACAAAUAACCUUAAUCCACAAGUCAGAUGAUGCUGUCCGUGUUAAGGACUUCCGCCCCAUAAGUUUGAUGCAUUCAGUGGCUAAGAUUCUGUGUAAAACACUCUCUCUCAGGCUUGCACCCUUCCUCUCCACUUUGGUGCCAUACUCUCAAAGUGCUUUCAUCCAGACUAGAUGCAUACAGGACAAUUUUCUCUAUGUGAAGAAUGCAAUUCGUAUGCUGUACAAAAAUAAGGAGCCUAGCCUCUUCCUGAAGCUUGAUAUUGCUGGUGCUUUUGACUUGGUCUCUUGGGGUUAUUUGCUGGAACUGAUGCAGCGGCUAGGCUUUGGCGCCAAGUGGUGUGACAUGAUCAGCCUGAUCUGGGGUUCUGCUUCAUCGAGAGUUAUGGCAAACGGCGAACUUGGAAAUCGUUUUUAUCACCGUCAAGGUCUGAGGCAGGGUGACCCUCUGUCACCUAUGCUUUUCACGAUUGCGAUCGCGCCGUUGCAUUGGCUGUUUCUAAAGGCUACUACUGUUGGUGCUCUGACUCCACUUCAUCUGCCGCCUUCUCAGCUGCGGGUGAGUCUAUAUGCCGAUGAUGCUGCCCUAUUUUUAUCUCCGACUUCUAGGGACAUUGAGGUCUGCAAAGGAAUUUUUUGUGCUUUUGGCAGCGCCUCUGGACUAUGUGCUAACCUUACCAAGAGUGGUGUCUACCCUGUUUGUUGUGAAGAGCUUGACCUUCAGGCUUUGUUGCAAGCCUUCCCAAUCGCGGUGAUGCAAUUCCCAUGCAAAUACCUCGGCCUGCCAUUACACUACAGGAAGAUCUCGAGGAACGAUGUGCAGCCAACCCUGGACAAGAUGGCCUCGAAACUGCAAAGAUGGCGUGGCAAACUGCUCUCAAGCGAUGCGAGGGUGCGGCUGGUUAACUCGGUCCUCUCUGCCAUCCCCACAUACCUCAUCUCGGUGUUCAAGUUGGACAUAUGGGCCAUCAAACAAAUUGACAAACUCCGAAGGAACUUCCUAUGGAGAUCCAAACCGGAGGCCUCUGGAGGAAUUGCACUUCUGAAUUGGGCCACGGUCUGUCGCCCAAAGAGGCUUGGAGGUCUCGGUGUGCUGGAUAUCAGGAAGUUUGGGCGUGCUCUUCGGCUUCGCUGGAUGUGGUUAGAUAAGCAAAGGGAGAUCAGGCCUUGGACUGGCUCCGUUAUUCCUUGUGAUGAGGUCGACCAGGCACUUUUCAGAGCAUCCUCCACGCUUAAUUUUGGGAAUGGCAGGGACACCUCCUUCUGGCAUGACAGGUGGCUUGACGGCCAAGCUCCCAAAUUCAUGGCCCCUGAUCUGUUUGUACUAAGCACCAAGAAGAAGAUUAGCGUUUCCGAGGCAAUCAAUGGCCAGGCCUGGAUGGCAGGAUUGCGGCGCAUCACUCAGACCUCGCAGCUUCGUCAGUACACACACCUUUGGCUUAGACUACAACAGGUUCAGCUUAACUCUGAAGUAGAUUCAGUCUCUUGGAAGGGCACCACGGAUGGUGUUUACUCUGCACGGUCAGCUUAUCAAUACCAGUUCAUGGGCUCAUACUCCAGUAUCAAUUUUGAGAAGCUUUGGAAGACCAAGGUGGAGGGAAAAUGUCGCUUCUUCAUGUGGCUGUGGUUGCGAGGUCCCUCAUGCCAACUGUUGCCCUCUAUGCGAUCAGGAGGAGACACCCUUCCAUCUAAUUCUGAAGUGCUCCUUUUCUAGGGAUGUUUGGCAUCAGGUGGCCUGUUUGUGUGAGACUAUGGAAAUUGCGUCAAAUGCCCAGGCCGCGGCUUCCAUCUCUGAAUGGUGGAAUGAUCUAACUUGUUCUUUGGCUAGGAAGGACAUGGUCACGGCAAUUUACACCUGCUGUCAGAUUUGGAAGGAGCGGAACAGGCGGGUCUUUGAGCAUGUUUCCCUUACAGCAGACGGUGUUCUUCAUCUUAUCAGACAGGAUCUUCGGCUACCCACAACAACCAUGCACUGGCUAUCAGACUGCGAGAAUGACCCACCA